Molecule: messenger RNA, 1568 nt
Organism: Theobroma umbraticum
Lineage: Eukaryota; Viridiplantae; Streptophyta; Magnoliopsida; Malvales; Malvaceae
Product: lanC-like protein GCR2
Biological process (GO): peptide modification; carbohydrate metabolic process
Cellular component (GO): plasma membrane
Source: RefSeq, a predicted model, not a curated record
GUUACUAACAUAUGCAAAGGCUUUUUCAUUUGGAACCUGCUCCUCCAAAACUGACAGAGAGGGGGAGAGAGAGAGAUGGCUGAUCGUUUCUUUCCAAAUGAAAUGCAAGAAUUUGUGGCAGAAACAACAGUCACGGGAGGAACCACCAGAGACUCACUCACCAACCUCCUAUCUUUACCUUACAAAACAUUUUCUAAUAAGCUCAAAACCUCAGCUUUGGACCUCAAAGAAAGAGUGGUGAGGGAGACAUGGGGGUUGAGCGGAAAGCGGGUGCAAGAUUAUACUUUGUAUACGGGUGCUCUUGGGACAGCUUAUUUGGUCUUUAACGCUUACCAAGUUACCAAGAAUGAGAAUGAUCUUAAAUUAUGCUCUGAUAUUGUUAAGGCUUGUGAUUCUGCUUCUAAAGAUUCUGGUCGUGUUACUUUCAUUUGUGGACGGGCUGGUAUUUGUGCCCUUGGGGCUGUCAUAGCAAAGCAUUCUGGUGAUGCAAGGUUACAAGAUCACUAUUUAACAAAAUUCAAAGAGAUCAGAUUUCCUAGUGACUUGCCAAAUGAAUUAUUAUAUGGGAGAGCAGGGUUCUUGUGGGCCUGUUCAUUCUUAAACAAGCAUAUUGGUAAAGAAACCUUAUCUACUAUCCGUAUGAGAGCAGUUGUAGAUGAAAUUAUUAAGUCUGGUAGACGAUUGGCAGGCAAGGGAACAUGCCCACUGAUGUAUGAAUGGCAUGGAAAGAAGUACUGGGGGGCUGCCCAUGGACUGGCAGGAAUUAUGCAUGUUUUGAUGGACAUGGAAUUGAAACCAGAUGAGGUGGAGGAUGUCAAGGGUACUCUUCGCUACAUGAUUAAAAGUCGUUACCCCACUGGCAAUUACCCAUCAAGUGAGGGAAGUGAAUCUGACCGUCUUGUACAUUGGUGCCACGGUGCUCCUGGGGUUACACUUACCCUUGUAAAAGCAGCUGAGGUUUUUGGAGACAAGGAAUUUCUGCAAGCAGCUGUGGAUGCAGGAGAGGUUGUAUGGAAGCGUGGUCUGCUGAAGCGAGUUGGAAUCUGUCACGGUAUAAGUGGGAAUGCCUAUGUGUUCCUUUCACUCUAUCGACUCACUGGCAAAGUGGAGUACUUAUAUAGGGCCAAAGCAUUUGCUUCCUUCCUGUCUGAUAGAGCACAAAAACUUAUAUCAGAACGAAAGAUGCACGGAGGUGAUCAUCCCUAUUCACUCUUUGAAGGUAUGGGAGGAAUGGCAUAUCUCUUUCUGGACAUGGGCGAACCAUCUAAGGCGAGGUUCCCUGCUUAUGAAAUUUAAGUUGCUUUCAAUGUAUUUUUUUCCCUGUGGUUCCAGUAUGAGGAUACUUCCACGUCACUCUUUUGUAAAUAUAUAUGAAACGAAAUUCGACUUUGACCCAGACUUUAGUAUUUUAAUUUCCUUCAGCAAAUGUCAUUGUAGCACUUUUGUUUCCUUCAAGUUGUAGAGACUAUGUCUAACUUCCACUGGCUUGGAACUGCUUACCUUUGAGAAGGGCAACCUUGUCUUAAUUUGCAUAAUCUACGAAAUAUAACGUAGUGGUCGUUGUCGAA